ACCGUGAAUCCGGCAUACGUACAGUGGGACAGCACUUCGCGACUCGUGCACUUCCGGACUUGCAUCCAACAAUAUAUUUGUGAUAUGAUUCAAUAAUUUAUUAUGUGCAGCAUCAAGUGAUCGAUACAAAUCAAUAUUGUUUUAAACACAAUGUAGAGUUGUCAGUCCGGCAAAGGAAAAUGAAAGAGGGCGGUCGCGAGGAGGUGCCGACCAACGCGGAUCAGAUGACAUCAAGCAUGCGCACUGAACAUACCUGCUGUUGUCUUGGCGUGUUGGUGGGAGUCUCGCUCAUAGCCGCCCUCGUAGCUGUCAUCCUAAUGAAGGAUAACACUGUCGAGGUAACAAUACUACGACAAGUUCACGUGUUGAUGUCUCACGGCGAGCGCACUCCGAACGAGCAUGAACUCUCAAUGUUGGGGACACCACCGCCUGACCACGUCUUUGUUCCAUACGGAGCUGGUGCUUUGACUAAUGAAGGAAAAAUGUUGACAUACGAAAUGGGUGCUCUUCUUCGUAAACGAUACAAUGAUUUCAUGGGACCGUAUUACAUAGCUGAUAACACUAUGGUCAUAGCAUCUGAUACGAGGUUAAGUAAAAUGACAGCUCUGUUGAUAUCAGCUGGUUUAUGGCCUCCGCCACCAGAACAAAAGUGGAAUGAUACAUUAAUGUGGCAGCCAGUCUCAUACAUAUAUCCCACGAGAAAUGAAGAUUUCUUGCAAUAUGAAGACAAUUGUCCUAGAUAUGGGCAAGAAAAACAAAGACUCUUAAAGGCAUACAUGGAAGAGGGUCUAUUGGCGCCAUAUAAGGACUUAUUUAAUAAAGUUGCACAUCUCACUGGCACAAAUUUUUCUACACCCCAAGACGCGUAUCACCUAAGCAAUUUGUUUUUAAUACAGGAAGACAUUAAAGUACCAAAUCCGAAAUGGGCUAAGCACGUCAAAAGAAAAUUAUUAGAUGUAGCUAGAUUGGAAUAUAUGAUGAUGUUUCAAAAUAAUCUACUCAGGAAACUUAGUGGAGGUGCAUUACUAAAGCAAAUAAUAAAAGAGGCGGAAUCAAAGACAGUGGAAUCGAAUAGCCCAGCGGUAAUCGUUCGUAUCGGGACCCCUGUAUCUGUGGCUGCUUUGCUAUCAGCUUGUGUGGGUCCUCCGCCACGACUACCCGACCCAGGAGCAGCCUUGUUAUUUGAGUUACACGAAAAACUACCUUCUGCUAAGAAGACCGAUCAAAAAAGUUUACCGGAUGGACAGAAAUAUGGAUUUAAGAUCUAUUAUUGGGAUGACGACUCCGCUGAACCGCGUCUUAUGGAAGUACCUGGGUGCAACGCGUUUUGUCCCCUCGAUACGUUCAAAGACUCGACCAAAUAUAUUGUUUCCUUAGAUUAUAAGAAAGACUGUGAAGUUGUUCCUACUUAGGAUAGGAGAUUGUCCAAAUCUGUCUUGCUACAUAUUAAAUAAAUUAUUACAUAAAAAUCGCAACAAGAUGUUAUUUUGGAUUCGUCUAGGUUGUCUGGAAGAAACUGCUUUUGACAGUAAAACCACCCAUUUAUAUCUUUUGUCUUCUUGUUUUGUGACAUUGUGAUGUGUUAUGAUCUGAUGAAGUGUUAUUAUUAUACUAAGUUACUAAUACUUAGUUAUAUUUUUUUUAUUAAAAGUAUUUUUUGUAAACAGAUGUGGACAUCCCCCGUGCCUAUCUUUUGGUAGAUUAGAUUAAACAAUUGGCUUGUUCCUAUUUAUCUCGUGUGUAUUAAAGGCGAUU
Pieris napi is the source of this 1755-nucleotide messenger RNA. Its product is annotated as venom acid phosphatase Acph-1-like. The coding region runs from base 180 to 1412 and encodes 410 amino acids. The transcript is spliced from 10 exons. Gene Ontology annotation, biological process: dephosphorylation. Gene Ontology annotation, molecular function: phosphatase activity. NCBI's taxonomy places the organism in Eukaryota, Metazoa, Arthropoda, Insecta, Lepidoptera, Pieridae. The record is from RefSeq and is a predicted model, not a curated record.